ACACACAGCAAGGGGACAGCAAAGGGCUGCUGGAUAAGACAGUGAUAGAUAGAUAGAUAAUGUUCAAGCAAUUCUGAUGCCUGCGAAUCGACCGCAUCACAAGCUGAGUCAAAUUCCACAACGACCAGCACAGCUCCUGGGAACAGCCCAGCUCGGAGCUGUGACUCUUGGAGGGACCACCACCAGCUGCUGAAAAUAGAGGGACAGGGACCACUCCCAGUGGACAAUUCUGCACUGAUCUCCAUUUCAGGGAGGUUCCCUAUUCUGGUAGAUAUUGACCAAAGAAUCCUGGUGCUGGAUGGCUGAAUGGAUCAUACAUUGGGAAAAAAAUCCACAAAGAUCACCACACCAUCACACAAUGUUACUGAGGAAGAAAAUGUCCAACCAAACCACCAUGACCGAAUUCCUUCUUCUGGGAUUCUCUGAUGUUCCAGAACUGCAGAUUUUACACUUUGUGGUGUUUCUAGUGCUUUAUCUGGCAUCCCUACUGGGGAACCUUCUCAUCAUCACAGCCAUAGCCCUCAACCAUCAACUUCACACCACCAUGUACUUCUUCCUGAUGAAUCUGUCCAUCCUAGACCUCGGCUCCAUCUCUGUCAUCAUCCCCAAAUCCAUGGCCAACUCCCUCAUGAACACAAGAUUGAUUUCUUAUUCUGGAUGUGUCGGCCAAGUCUUUCUUGUCUUCUUCUUUGCUUCAGCAGAUUUUGCCAUACUGACCAUCAUGGCAUACGACCGAUAUGUCGCCAUCUGCCAGUCACUGCACUAUGAGAGAGUGAUGAACAGAAGAGCUUGUGUCCAAAUGGCAGCCAGUGCCUGGAUCAGUAUUAUUCUCUACUCUGCAGUGCACACUGGAAACACAUUUGCAAUAUCUUUCUGUGGAGGCAACAUGGUGGAUCAGUUCUUCUGUGAAGUCCCCAUGCUCCUCAAGCUUGCUUGCUCUAACUCAGACCUCAGUGAAGUCAGGUUUCUCAUCUUUAGUGUGUGCUUAGCCUCAAGCUGCUUUGUUUUCAUAAUUGUAUCAUAUGUUCAAAUCUUCACCACAGUGUUGAGAAUCCCCUCUGAGCAAGGCCGGCAUAAAGCCUUCUCCACCUGCCUCCCUCACCUCAUUGUGGUCUCCUUGUUUAUUUGCACUGGGACCUUUGCCUACUUGAAACCCACCUCCAGCUCAACCUCAGGUCUGGAUCUCAUGGUGGCUGUUCUCUAUUCUGUGUUGCCACCAGUGAUGAAUCCGAUCAUCUACAGCAUGAGAAACAAAGAGCUCAAAGGUGCACUGAGUAAACUGAUAGUUUGGAGCUUAUUCUCUAAGAAUAAAAUGUCCAUGUUUCUCCAUCAGUAA
Molecule: messenger RNA, 1336 nt
Organism: Mauremys mutica (yellowpond turtle)
Lineage: Eukaryota; Metazoa; Chordata; Testudines; Geoemydidae
Product: olfactory receptor 14A16-like
Exons: 4
Coding region: 299-1336 (345 amino acids)
Biological process (GO): G protein-coupled receptor signaling pathway
Cellular component (GO): membrane
Molecular function (GO): olfactory receptor activity; G protein-coupled receptor activity
Source: RefSeq, a predicted model, not a curated record